This is a messenger RNA of Aaosphaeria arxii CBS 175.79, 2292 nucleotides long. RefSeq lists its product as uncharacterized. The transcript is spliced from 2 exons. Gene Ontology annotation, biological process: amino acid transmembrane transport. Gene Ontology annotation, molecular function: amino acid transmembrane transporter activity. The record is from RefSeq and is a predicted model, not a curated record. NCBI's taxonomy places the organism in Eukaryota, Fungi, Ascomycota, Dothideomycetes, Pleosporales. Bases 1 to 2292 code for a protein of 763 amino acids.
AUGGCAGACGAUGUCCCAGAAGCAUCAAAACCCAAAGCGGUACCGUCUUCAUCAAGAGACUCUGGUGCAAGUUCUCCAGUUCCAGGAAGUUAUUCUAGGGCACAGUCGAUACAGCGAUUAGGUUCUCCCGUUCCCUCUCAACCUACAGGCUCGCCAGCACUACGCCAGAUCCCCACCCCAGCUCAACUCGCAUCGGAAGAGCCGUCGACGCUCCAAACGCCGUUACCAGGACGCGAAGAUCCACAAUCAUCGUUGCCUGCUCCUACCGAGUCUGCCCUCUCCUCCGCACUUCGAAAUUCGUUCGGGAGGAGCCCUCCACGCUUCGGCACUCCCCCAGUACGUCCACUGUCCCCAGACAAUACCGAACCUGCUCCACGAGCUCCUAUAAGCGACUACGGCUCCUUUGAUGGACGUGGCCGCUCGCCAGCGCCGUACGAAGAUCCCGAGAUUAUUCGACGUCACUUGGCCGGCCCACAGAAGCCUUCGAUAUCGAACCUCAAUGGACAGUAUGGUUCGCCGAGUAGAUCGACUCGAGGUUUCGCUGGAGAUGCAGAAUCCCAAAGACACGAUUCGGAUGAUGAGGAGGAGUUCUCUAGUCUACAAUUACAAGGAGGUGAUAUCACAAGGCAGAUUUAUAGAUGGUCGGAGCAGCAGGAAGCCGAUGAACGCGCGAAGAUGAAGCGCAGCCAGAGUUUCCAUGCAUCUCGACCGCGGCCUAAUGAGCAAGUCCUGGACAUCGAUUCCAUUAAGCAGCCUGGCGGCUUCAGGAGGAACUACCUCCGACGAACCGCUGCCAGUCCAUCUCCCGCACCAGGGCCGUCCAACUACGGCACCGUCCCUCAAAGCCGACAGCAGCCCCAAGUGUUUACCAGCAAUUUCCUUGAGUUCCUGACUUUGUACGGCCACUUUGCAGGAGAGUCUCUGGAAGAAGACGAUGAAGUCUUGGAACCUGACGAGUACUUCGGUUCUGAUACUUUCGGAUCGGAUGGGCACACCGACGACGACGAGCGGGAGUAUGGGGAGACAAGCGGUCUGUUGACACCAGGCAAGAGGCGGAGAAAGCGAAAGGAGAAGCAAGCCGGCAAAGCAAGCCCGACCGGUGCAGCCAUGCUGCUGCUGAAGUCUUUCGUCGGUACUGGAGUGCUAUUCCUUCCCAGAGCCUUCUUGAAUGGUGGAAUGUUGUUUUCGAACAUCGUACUGUUUGGGGUUGCCGCGCUCUCGUACUACUGCUUCGUGCUACUCGUUGCUACCCGUCUCGUGGUCGAGCACUCCUUUGGUGACAUGGGUUUCCACCUAUACGGAACAUGGCUCCGAAAUCUGAUCAACUUCUCACUUGUCAUCUCGCAGAUUGGAUUCGCAUCGGCAUACAUAGUCUUCGUGUCGGAAAACAUGCAGGCUUUCGUCCUUGCUGUUUCGGACUGUAGGACUUUUAUCGACAUCAAAUGGAUGAUCUUGAUGCAGAUGAUUGUUUUCCUGCCGCUUUCGCUCUAUCGGAACAUCAACCACAUCCAAAAGCUCGCUCUCGCUGCAGACGUUUUCAUCCUCCUCGGUUUAGUGUACUUGUAUUAUUUCGACAUUUUCACCAUCGUCAACCAGCACGGAAUCUCGGACAUUGUCAAUUUCAACCCCAAUGACUGGACGCUCUUCAUCGGAACCGCCAUCUUCACAUUUGAGGGCAUUGGGCUGAUCAUUCCGAUCCAAACCGGGAUGAAGAACCCCAAGAAGUUCCCUGGUGUGCUCGCCUGGGUCAUGGUUAUCAUCACAGUCAUCUUCAUCAGUAUGGGUGCAUUGUCAUACGCCGCAUUCGGAUCCAAGACCAAGACCGUUGUCAUUUUGAACAUGCCUCAGGACAACAAAUUCGUCAAUGGAGUACAGUUCAUCUACUCGAUUGCCAUUCUAUUGUCUACACCGCUCCAGAUCUACCCUGCCAUUGAAAUCACCAGCCAGCAGUUGUUCAGCAGAACAGGGAAGUACAACCCGUACAUCAAGUGGAAGAAGAACUUCUUCCGAUUCUUCAUGGUCAUGAUAUGCGCCAUGCUGGCUUGGCUGGGUGCUGGUGACUUGGACAAGUUUGUCAGUCUAGUAGGCAGCUUCGCCUGCAUCCCAUUGGUCUACAUCUACCCUCCCAUGCUCCACUACCGAGCCGUCGCAGGAACGAGCCGUGCCCGGAUUCUCGAUGUCUGCCUUUGCAUCCUGGGCUUCGUCGGCAUGGCGUACACCACGACCCUCACCGUAUCGAGCUGGAUCCACGGCGGAGCACCAAAGUCACCCGGAUACUGUGACAAUAGGUAA